ACAAAACGACACAAGGGGAAGCAGUUCACAAUUCCGGUCUCCUCCAUGUCGACGUCAUCGCCGGCGAUGGCGCCGCCGUCCCAACCUCCGCCGCCACCGCCGUCGCAGGAGCUCGACCUAGACGCCUUCCUCCCCUCCUCCCCCACCUCCUCCUCAGUCUCGGAACCCGAUGGCGACGGCGCCGCCGAUCACCGCCGCGCCGUCGACGACCUCCUCCUCCUCCUCUCCUCCUCCGACUCCGACACCGACGAGCCGCCCGCUCGACCUAGCCCCAUCGCCCAGCUCAAAACCCUAGCCAGCAUCCGAGCCCCAGCUCCGUCCCCUAAACCUUCGCCUUCCCCAUCCCCUUCGCCCAGGAGAUCCACAUCCGCCUCGCCGUCGGCGACGCUCUCCUCCCUCGUCUCGAGAACCUUCUCGAACAACGCCGCUUCGUCUUCCUCGUCGAAGCCUCUCCCUUCGCUCUUCCGCGGCGUCCGGCCCAGCCCCAAGCCCGGCGCUGCUCUCGCCGCCGCCGCCGCCGCGUCCCGCGCUGUCCUCACCCCCCAUGCCGCUGCCAUCAAGUCCCGGCGUUCCGCCUCCGCGCCCAUCGAGAAGCUUCUAGACGAAGGCUCCGGUUCCGAAGUCUCUGAGGAGUUUCCUUCCGCUGGAAAUUCGGAAGCGGGAGUAGCGGAGAAGACUAAUGCGGAAGGGAAUGCGGAUGUGAGCAAGGAAGCUACCAGUGGGAGUGGUGAUGAAGAAUUGGAAGCGGACAAACAUGGAGAAGAGGUGCGGUUCGAAGAAAAAACUGAGCCCACUGAGUCGGUGGAAGAAGUUGCUGCUGAUUCUGCUGUUGCCGAGAAUAUCAACGAGCAUAAGCAACUUGGAGGUGAAAGUUUGGCAGAAACUGAUCGACCUGCGGAUCAAAUUGGUCUCGAUGAUGAGGAACAUGUAGAUGACCGAACCGCCGAUGAAAAUUUAGUAGAAUUUGGUGAUGUUGAGGAUCUGGUUGGGGCUGCUUGCGAGGAAGAUGUUGAUGAUGAGCAGGAAUCUGAAAGAUCCGAAACCUCUGUGGAAGAGCAUUCGGAAUCUGAGAGCAUUAUUGAUAAGGCAAUCGAAGAGAGGUUGGAGAUUAGCAGGAAAACUGAGAAGAUUGUGGAGAAAAGGCCUAAGUUGUCAAUGAAACCACUGGAGCAGGCGGAGGAGCUUGAGAAGAGGCAGGCUUCUUUCGGGCAGCACUGGGAGGAAGGAGCAGCAGCACAACCCAUGCAUCUGGAGGGGAUUGGAAGGGGCCAACCAGCUAUUGGUUACAUGCAAAUUGAGGUUGACAACCCUAUAACUCGUGCCAUGUCCUCCCAGUCAUUUGGACAGGACCAUGGCUCUCCCCAGGUGAUGACAGUUCAUAAGAGCUAUAUAGCAUUGGGAAUGUCUAAAGGAUCUGUCAUUGUUAUACCAAGCAAAUAUUCCAUCCACCAAGCUGACGAUACAGAUGCAAAGAUGCUUUUCUUUUGGAACCAAGGUGAGAAAACUCAAUCAUCGGUGACUGCCAUGUGCUUCAACCAACAAGGUGAUCUUCUUCUAGUAGGAUACAAUGAUGGCCAUAUGACAAUCUGGGAUGUACAGAAAGGUACAGCUGCAAAAGUUAUAUAUGGUGAGCACACAGCACCCGUAGUGCAUGCUUGCUUUAUCCGCCAAUCUAAAGCCAUCACUGGUGAUUCAAAAGGGCUAGUGCUGUUGCACACAUUUUCCAUUAUUCCAGUAAUCAAUCGCUUGACCAUCAAGGGAACCCAGCGCCUUUUUGACGGAAACACCGGAAUUGUGCUCUCAGCCUGUCCUCUUCUAGUGGAUGAAUCAUUUGGUUCUAGCAACUCUUCUACCCAGGGAAACCUGACAACCUCGUCUGGUGGUGGUCUUAGCAGCAUGAUGGGAGGUGUUGUUGGAGGUGUAGUUGGAGUUGAUUCUGGGUGGAAGUUUUUCAAUGAAGGUUCUUCUCCAAUAGAGGAUGGUGUAGUAGUCAUGUUUAUUAUGCACCAACAUGCUCUUGUGGUUAGGCUCCGUACCAAUAUUGAUCAUGUUGACCAUAUUGAAACCUUCUCUAGACCAGAUGGAGCACGGGAGGGUUCCAUUGCAUAUGCUGCAUGGAAAUACACAACAUCCUCGAGUGAUUCACCAUCAAUUGUUGAAGAACAAGUAUCAUGGCUUGCACUUGCAUGGGAUCGUCAAGUUCAAGUGGCAAAGUUUGUUAAAUCAAAGAUGAUUAAACAUAAAGAAUGGAAGAUUGAUAGUGCAGCGAUUGGUGUUGCCUGGUUAGAUGAUCAAAUGUUGGUUGUACUUAAUUUGCGAGGGCAGCUCUGUUUGUUCUCCAAAGAUAGCAAUGAGCUUCGCAGGACUGUAUUUGUUCUUGAUGGUUAUAUCUUCGAUGAAAGCAUACUAUACCAUACACAUUUUUCUAACAGGUUUGGCAACCCGGAGAAGCAUUUUAACAAUUCGGUAGCAGUAAGAGGUGCUACGGUGUAUAUUCUUGGGCCAAAUUUCCUCACAGUUUCCCGACUUCUUCCAUGGAAGGAGCGGAUUGAAGCACUAAAGAGAGCUGGUGAUUGGAUGGGUGCACUGGACAUGGCUAUGAAACUUUAUGAUGGCCAGACACAGGGUGUUGUUGAUCUCCCGAGAACAGUUGAUUCUAUACGAGAAGCCAUAAUGCCAUAUUUAGUAGAGUUGCUGCUGUCAUAUAUACAUUAUGUAUUUGAAUACAUUUCAAUUGCUUUGUCAAGCCAUACUGGAAAAGGGGGUGCAUCAGAUGGCCUGGUAGAUGCUGAUAGGUCCCUGCUGACACAGAGAGAGGAACAGUAUGCACGUGUAGGGGGGGUUGCAGUUGAGUUUUGUGUUCAUAUUGGACGAAAUGACAUCCUUUUCGACACAGUCUUUUCUAAGUUUGUUGCGGCAAAAAGUGGAGGUAUGUUUCUGGAGGUGCUAGAGCCCUAUAUAUUGAAGGAUAUGCUUGGCUCUUUGCCACCUGAGAUUAUGCAAGCACUAGUAGAGCAUUAUAGUAGCAAAGGAUGGUUGCAGCGAGUUGAACAAUGCAUUCUUCAUAUGGAUAUUUCUUCAUUGGAUUUUAAUCAGGUAGUCCGACUGUGUCGUGAACAUGGGUUGUAUGGUGCACUAAUUUAUUUGUUCAACCAAGGUCUGAAAGAUUUCCGCACACCUCUAGAGGAGCUUUUAUCUGUCAUUCAGAACGCUAGUAGAAAAGAAGGUGCUUCUACUUGCUACAGGAUGCUUGUUUACCUGAAGUAUUGCUUUCAGGGCUUAGCAUUUCCUCCAGGGCACGGGACAAUUCCCCAAUCCCGCCUUCAUUCAGUACGAGAAGAACUAUUGCAAUUUUUGCUUGAGGAGUCUAAGACUUCCAGUACUGAUGUAUACAAGAGCUUCAAAUCCUCCAGUGAAAAAUGCCCAAACAUAUGCUAUCUACUAUGGAUGGAUACUGAAGCUGCUUUGGAAGUUCUCAAAUGUGCCUUUGCACAUGAGAGAUUUGAACCUAGAGACAACCCAUCUAGUACUCCUGAUGCACGUGUCUCAGAGGAUGGAGACAAUAUUAAUAUUGGAAGCCCUGACAGUGAAAAUAUUAUGUUACAAAAUGUGGUGGACACCAUUGUGGAUAUUGUUGGUUUGGAAAAUGAGGCUAUUCACUCAAUUGUUAUUGGAGCGGCUGAGUCAGAAAUUUGGCCUUCAGAGAAGGACUUUGGUUAUCUAAUCGAGUUUGUGUCUUUUUUUGUUUCCCACAAAAGGGCAAAAGCAUCUCAAAGAGUUGUUAGGCACAUCCUCAGAUAUCUUACUUCAUCCAAUAUCCUGUCAUCUGAUGAUAAGAAAACACCAACUCAAAAAGAAAAGGAAGUUCUUCAGCUCUUCGAUGCAGUUCCUCAAACUGAUUGGAAUUCUGAUUAUGUGUUGCAUAUUUGCUUAGACGCUCAUUUUCACCAGGCUUGUGGAUUGAUAUAUAUGACCAGAAAGCAAAAUUUGCCUGCUUUAGAAAGUUACAUGAAGGAUACACUGGAACCAUUCCAUGCUUUUAUCUUCAUUAACAAAAAGCUAUCCGAAUUGGCCGAUUAUGAAGCUUCGUCAUUUCGUUCCUCAGUAAUAUCUCAUUUUCCUGAGCUAGUCAAGCUAAGCAGGGAGUGCGCUUUUGUCUUGGUCAUUGAUCAUUUCCACGAUGAGAUCCAGAAAAUAUUAUCAGAGCUUCAUUCUGAUCACCACAGCCUCUUUCUUUUCUUGAAAACUGCGAUUGAAGUGCACUUGUCAGGAAAACUGAAUUUCAGUGAACUCAAUGCCAGAAAAAAUAGCACAGUUGAACUUCAAUACUCAUCCCGUGAACUUGAAUUUUAUAUACAGAGACUUUCAAAUCUUCCCAAGUUGUUGGACCGCAAUCCUGUUAUUAUGACUGAUGAGAUUGUUGAACUCUAUCUGGAGCUUCUAUGUCAGUACGAGCGAAGGUCUGUUUUGAAGUUUCUGGAGACUUUUGACAGUUACAGAUUGGAGCGGUGUUUGCAUCUUUGUUUAGAUUAUGGGGUUACAGAUGCUGCUGCAUUCUUGCAAGAGAGAGUUGGUGAUGUUGGGAGUGCACUGGCACUUAUUCUAGCAGGUCUUGAUGAGAAAAUCAACCUAUUUAUUUCUUCAGUGGAAAAUGCUUUCUCUGGGAUUGCAUCAAAAAGUAUAUCUGAGAUAGAGCAGCCAGACAUUGUUCUAAAAAUGAGUGAGGCUCAUCCUGUGCUUGAUGCAUUACGUGCUGCCAUCGGAUUGUGUCAAAGGAAUUCACAAAGAUUGAACCCAGAGGAGUCCCAGUCCCUUUGGUUCCAACUGCUUGACUCCUUCUCAGAGCCCCUGAAAAAAUUGUAUGGAAGCAAGGAUGUAAAUGGAAAAGGUGUCAGGUCUAAUGGGAGUGAAACAUCGAAUAGACAGCCAAAGGACAAAGGAUUCUCACGAAAAACAAGGAUUUCAGCUUAUCAGAGGUGCUUGAAUGCACUGCGGAGAGUAUUUUCGCAGUUUGUUGGAGAAAUAAUCGAGGCAAUGGCUGGACAUAUACCCUUACCAGCAAUCAUGGGAAAGCUAUUAUCUGACAACAGGAGUCAAGAGUUUGGUGAUUUUAAGCUCGUUAUACAUAGAAUGCUGUCUAUGUAUCUUUAUGAAAAAAGAAUACUGGAAACAGCCAAGUCAGUAAUUGAGGAUGAUUCAUUCUACACCUUGAGCUUACUAAAGAGAGGGGUUUGCCAUGGACUUGCUCCACAGACUUUUGUAUGUUGCAUAUGCAACUGCUCUCUUUCAAAAGAAAGUGCUGUUUCAGCAAUACGAGUAUUCAGUUGUGGACAUGCAACUCAUCUCCAAUGUGAGUCUGAACAAAGUAAGUCAUCCAAUAGGGAUUCCAAAGAUGGAUGCCCAAUUUGUCUUUCAACUAGUAAUACACAAGCCCAAAACAAAUCACCUAUAUCAGAGAAUGGGCUUGGGAAACAUUUUGGGGCUGAAAGCGAGGUAUCACAUGGCACCUAUCAUACUCAUGAAACAGAUCAUGUCGACAGAUCUCGUGGGCUUCAGCAGAUGUCACGGUAUGAAAUACUGAAUCAUCUUCAGAGGCCACAGAGUUUGCAUAUAGAAACUGUACCUCCAUUGAGGCUUUCACCACCAGCGAUAUAUCAUGAAAAGAUACAGAAGAGAACAACCACGAUGGGAGAAUCCAGCAAGCAUUCAGUUAGAACUGAAAAACCCCAGAGAAUAUGGCAAAUGAAGGAACCAAGAUCAAAAAGAUCAGGGAACCGAGUUCUGCCAAAGUCAAGCAUGUUGAGUUCUCAGAAUAAUCAAGUGCGAUAGUGUAAAUAUAAUAUGGUAUGAAUUUGACAAUUCUUAAAAUGAUUCGAACUGAUACAAACUGAUUUGGAUCGAGCCAUCAUGUUUCAACUUUCAACUGAUCAUUGAUUUGCCAGUGUGGUUGUGCUGCUCUUCCUUUGUACUCAAUUCUCAUCUUGGUGAUGCAUUAAGGCUGUUUGGAGUAGUGCAAUUCUUCUCCCACGGUACUUCUGUUGAAGCUGGGGAGAUGAAUACCAGAUCUCAAGGCAAAGGCGGGAGCGGAGAAGGGCAACUAGAUCAGGUGACCCUGAGAAGCUUUAACUUAGAACACAAAAAAACUAAUGCGAUAGAAAAUUUUUUGGGGGGCAAUUCAUCAUGAAGUAUUUCUGUACAGAGCGAACACGUGAUGACGCCAUCCUUACACUUAGCAUUACAUGACUUUCUUGCGUUUCGACUUUUCUUUUUGUGUAAAAUGUGAAGUACACAGGAACUCUGCGAUGUAUAGCAUAUGAGACAUUACAUGAUUUUGAUCAACUGAGCAAUGAUAUCAACACUGGUAGUACAUAUGCA
Molecule: messenger RNA, 6375 nt
Organism: Oryza sativa Japonica Group (Japanese rice)
Lineage: Eukaryota; Viridiplantae; Streptophyta; Magnoliopsida; Poales; Poaceae
Biological process (GO): endosomal vesicle fusion; protein targeting to vacuole
Cellular component (GO): late endosome; HOPS complex
Molecular function (GO): protein binding
Source: RefSeq, a predicted model, not a curated record